Molecule: messenger RNA, 735 nt
Organism: Penicillium verhagenii
Lineage: Eukaryota; Fungi; Ascomycota; Eurotiomycetes; Eurotiales; Aspergillaceae
Product: Sas10/Utp3/C1D family protein
Exons: 3
Coding region: 1-735 (244 amino acids)
Biological process (GO): maturation of 5.8S rRNA; regulation of gene expression
Cellular component (GO): nucleolus; exosome (RNase complex)
Molecular function (GO): DNA binding; RNA binding
Source: RefSeq, a predicted model, not a curated record
AUGGAUACAGCAAGUUUAGAGCCGCUGCUGGAGCAGCUGGAUGACCAUGUUGACGACUUGGAGGAAAUUUUGCAACCAAUCCUGGGCCAAUCCUUGUCCAAGACCUCCAAAAAUUUGCCUGUGAUGGACAAGGCUAAACUUCACGUCAUGGUCACCUAUACCCUGGAGUCUCUAAUUUUCUCCUAUUUGCGUAUGCACGGUGUCAACGCCAUUCAACAUCCUGUUUUCCGGGAACUCACCCGAGUGAAACAAUACUUCGAGAAGAUCAAGGCCCUGGAAACCGAACCCGAGCAACGAAAAAUGACACUCGAUAAGGGAGCAGCAAACCGAUUUGUCAAACACGGGCUUGCGGGCAAUGAGAAAUAUGACCUGGAGAGGGCGGAAAGAGAGGCAAAAGAGAGGGCACGCGCUUCUUUGAAGGCUGCUAUGAUUGCCAAGAAGAUGGCUGCAGAGGCUCAAAGCUCCCCAGCCCAAAACGAGGGUGUCUCUAGCGCUGCACCAUCCACUGCACAGUCAACCGCUGAUUCCGACCUCGAUUCUGAUGAAGAGACGAAUACCGACGCUCAACCAAGUGGAUCCGACAAAGAGAAGAAAAUUCAAAAGAAGAAGGAGCAGAAGAUCAAUGCUAAAAGCAAGAAGUCACGAAAGCUCAACAAAGCCGAGCGCAACGACGAGAAUCAGGCACGACGAGAGAAGAAGAAGGCGACCCGCAAGAAGGCCAAGAACUCAGCUUGA